AUGGCUUCUAUGCGGGUGAAAAGUAAACGAGGCAAGAAAUCACCCUCAUGGUCCGAUUUUCAUUUUCCACCUCCACCUUCAGGUGAAUUUAUUGAUGAUAAAUAUGGUAUCAAUGAAUCAAUAAUCGAACCAUUGCUGAUACCUAAAAUACCUGUGUCACCUGUUAUUAUCAGUACACAGAGUUCAAGAGAUGAUCAAAUAAGACCAAAAAAGAUUAGCAAUGGUGAUAGCUUACACUAUGCUACUGCGGCUGUUCAAAUUUCCGAUUGUAAGAUGAAACGAAGAAUUGAGAAAUUCUGCCUGGAUCAGGUUAUGUUAGGUUCUGAAUUAGGCCGUGGAAGGAGUGUCUUCAAUGAUGAAAUGAAAAUAUUAUCAAAAAUUGAUCAUGAAAAUAUCAUUAAGCUUUAUGGUAUUGAUGAUAAUUCAACAAUGUAUCUUGAGUUAGCGCUGUAUGGAAAUAUACGACAGUAUUUGAUUCAUAAGCCUCAGGCCAACUAUUUAAAUAUGUUACAAUUAAUGAUGGAAUUAUCCAAUGGAAUGAAAUAUUUGGAGCAAAGGGAAAUUGUUCAUGGACAUUUAUCGCCUCAAUGCAUAUUGAUUGAUCAGCAUGAAAGGAUCAAAAUAGCAUCACCACGUGGACAUCUUCAUCACGCUCAACUACGUUACAGUGCUCCAGAAUCUGUUAUUGCUAAUGAAUGGAGCAAUAAAAGUGAUGUUUGGUCAUUUGCAAUAACAGCUUGGGAAGUUUUCAGUCAUUGUACGGCAAUACCGUUUGCUGAAUUGACAAAUGCUCAACUGCUUGAAAAUGCUAAACAUAUCUAUAGUGGACAUAAUGCGAUAUAUCUGGAGCUUCCUUUGAAUUUACCUCAACAGGUAUCGAAUCUCAUUAGCGAAUGCUGGCAAAGGACACCAAGCGAUCGACCAACAUUUCUUGAAAUUCAUUACAUUCUAUCGAUGAAUAAUUCGGGUUUACUUAUUUCUGAAAAAGGGUAA
Acanthocheilonema viteae is the source of this 993-nucleotide messenger RNA. The record is from the annotation of a GenBank genome assembly. Lineage: Eukaryota; Metazoa; Nematoda; Chromadorea; Rhabditida; Onchocercidae.